GAGGGUGAGACUAGCACACGUGUGUCUUUGCCAUAAAUUAUUUAAUGUUCAUCGGUUUAUUCUGUUCAAACCACAGGCUGGCGCACACUGUGGCUUCCCUGCACUCAUGGCUCGGCUCUCCCUUGCAGAAGUGGGCCUGCUGCUUCUGUUAGUGCUGGCCUUGGUGCUCAGUGCUGAAGCAAGUGAGAAGAGGCUGAAGACACUUAGAAGGAAGAAGAGAGAGUGGGUCCUUCCUCCUGCCAAGAUGAAGGAGAACCAAGACUACACUCAAAAGCCAUUCAUUGCCAAGAUCCGCUCUGAUAAAGACACAAGUGAAAGGGUGGAGUAUUUUCUCUCUGGACCAGGAGCUGACAAACCACCCUUCAACCUCUUUGUGGUGGACCAUGAAACUGGGUUUGUACGAAUUACUGGUCUCCUGGACCGGGAGAAAAAAGCAUUCUACAAUCUAACAGGAAAGGCUAGAUACAUGGAUGGGAAUAAAGCAGAGGAAGACAUACCACUGACUGUCAUAGUCCUGGACGAGAAUGACAAUGCUCCUUAUUUUGAGCUGCAUACCGGCAAUGUCACAGAGUCAAGCAAAAAAGGAUCCUUUGUUAUGCAGAUCGUGGGGAAAGAUGAUGACCAAGAGGGAACAAUUAAUUCAGAGAUCUCCUACAAAAUUAUCAGUCAGGUGCCAGAGGGUCCAGCUCGCAUGUUUGAUCUUGACAGCAAAACAGGCAAACUAUACGUCAAAGAUGCCAGGCUGGACAGAGAGACUUGUGACUACUACAAACUGGUUGUACAGGGGACUGAUUUGGGAGGGGCAGUAGGGGGGCUGACAGGGACAGGAACUGUGGAGAUCAAGGUGCUGGACAUCAAUGAUAAUAAACCCAUUCUGGAAAAAUCUGAGCACACGGGCUCAGUGGAUGAAAAUGUUGCUGAUGUAAUCGUGAUGAGAAUCAAAGCUCUGGACGCAGACCUUGAACCCACAGACAACUGGAAGACUGUCUUUAAAAUUGUCAAAGGAAAUGAGGAUAAUCUCUUCACCAUUGAGACAGAUGAAAAAACCAAUGAAGGCAUCCUUAAGUUGAUCAAGCCUUUGGAUUUUGAAGAAGUCCAGAAACUUGCGCUUGGCCUGUCCAUUGAGAAUGUAGCUCCUUUUGUGGAGGGUGGUGCUGUGGAGAUGGAUGUGGACGUCCAAGUUGGAGAGGGUGGUCCUGUGGCUACCGGUGCUGGAGCUGGUGCUGAUGCAGGGGUAGACAUAGGAGUAAAUUUGGAUACAGGUGUAGGCGUGGGCGGAGAUGCUGGAGCUGAAACAGGGGUAGGGUUAGGGUUGGAUACAGGACUUACGCCUGGAGUCGGGGUUGGAACUACUAAACCAGGAACAAAACCAAAGCAAGAUGCACCUGAAAAAACCUAUGCCAUUCUGAUAUCAGUGAAUAAUAUGCCAGAGGGUCCAGCGUUCAGACCUGACACCAAGAUUGUUCCUGUAUCAGAAGAUCCAAAUGAAUUACCUAAGGAUGGUGUGCUCACAUCGUUCCCUGCUAUCGAUCCAGACACAGGAAAACAAGCUGAAGACGUCAGUUAUGCCAAAGCCCACGAUCCUGACAACUGGUUUACCAUCGAUGAAGAAACAGCUGAGAUUAAACUCAACAAGGCACCAGAUAGAGAGUCACCAUUCUUGGUGAAUGGCACCUACAUUGCCAAGAUUCUGGCCAUAACCAAAGACAUGCCAUCAAAGACAGUCACGGGAACAAUAGCCAUUCAAGUCAAUGACUUCAAUGACCACUGUCCCAGCCUGACCACCUCCCGCAGCAGUCUGUGCUCUGAUUCAAAAACUGUGUAUGUUACUGGCAUCGAUGAGGAUGUUAGUCCCAAUGCUGCUCCAUUUAAAUUCACAAUCAUCCCUGAUGGGACACGAGGCAAAUGGGACGUAGAAAUCAUCAAUGAGACGAGUGCUGCUCUUCACUCUCACGAGAUGCUGUGGCCCGGCGAAUAUAAGCUUCAGGUGGAAGUGACGGAUGCUAAGGGUCUGUCUUGCUCGGCCAGUGAACCUUUUACUGUGGAAGUUUGUGACUGUGUGGAAAGAGAGGGCUGCGGUGCAAGGACAGCCAAACGAGGAGCUCCUUCAUCUGAGCUCUCUGCCUCAGCCAUCGGCUUGCUGCUAAUGGCAUUGUGCUUGCUGCUGCUCAUUCCUCUUCUCCUGCUGUUCUGUCAGUGCGGAGGAGCAGACACCAUCUUUCCUGACCAAUUCAGUGAUAUACCAUUUGACGCCAAAGAACACCUCAUAUCUUAUCACACUGAAGGAAGAGGCGAGGAUAAGGAAGUUCCGCUCCAAAGUGUCCCUAUCAUGAUGGGUACCCAAAAGAAGGUUGAGGCUGCUGCAGCAGCAGCAAACUUCAACUCCGCUGCUUCUAAAAUCACAGAGACUCAUCAGACCAGUGCAUUCUAUGAUGAGUCUGUGCAGUGGCUUCAGGACACCGGACAAAGUUUGAUGGAGGUGGACAAUGUCUAUGGGUUUUCAGGGAAAUCGUUCAACAACAGCAGUGUUGUGUAUGGCAGGCCAAAACUUGGUAUCCAACGCUCGACAACAGCUCUGUAUGACAAUAUAGCCUUACCUGAUGCUUUCCUCAAUGCGUACUACUCGCAGAAAGCAGAUUGUGUUGUGCCAGUGAAGGACAGUCUUUUGGAUUAUGGCUUUGAGGGCCAGGGCUCCCCUACUGGCUCAGUGGGCUGCUGCAGCCUCUUGGAGUCUGACAACGACCUGCAGUUCCUCAAUGACCUUGGAUCAAAGUUCAAGACCCUGGCUGAGAUCUGUUCCCCUCCUACACCAACACCGAAACCCUCCCUGACACACAAAGUAACAGGUGGUGUCAAAGCCUCAGUUGAUAUUGUUGAACCAGUUGUGAGGCCCAAAAUUGAGCACAAUGUUGAGACAAAGCAUACCGAUAUAAAGACAGAGAAAGUCAUGUCGUCUACUAACAUCUCCAAAUCAUCUGUCAGUACCGUGAGCACUGCCCCGCAAUCCAUGACACUUCCUCGCACUAACGUUACUAACAUCAGUCAGUCUUCUAACAUCAGUCAUUCCUCUAACAUCAGUCAUUCUGCUACUCUGCCCCGUCAAGCUCAGACAGUCAUACUACAGCGGCAGCCAGUUUACUACAGCACCAGCCCUGUUCUACAGCCUAUGCACUAUGUAGUUCAACCACAGCUUCAGAAUACCGUACUGCUGGCUAAUGGGGCCCAGGGAGUAAAUGUACCAGGCUUUUAUGUUGUCAGUGGGCCCCAGAAUCCUUCUUCUGAACUCGUAAUCAGUGGAUCCCCACGCUCUCCUUCUGGGCUAGUUAUUCAGGGCACUGGAAGCCCCAAAAGCCCUGCCAGCCCCGCCAGUCCAGUAAGCCCCACCCUGUUGCUACCUGGUAGCCCAGGUGUGUCUCAGGGCACAGUCCCUGGGAAGGGCUGGAAAAUGGUAGGGCCAAAUCCUGAUGGUAGUUACAUGUUAGUUAUGGAUAAAAGCAGUCCAGGUGAGGCAGAGGGGGUGGACCCAGGCUCAUCUCAGGGCACUUUGCCCAGAGGUGCUAUCCUGGUAAAAGAGGCUGCUCCCCCUCAGGGGGCGUUAGGCCCAGCAGCCCAGGGCAGUGUGUAUGGCAUUCUGCCAGGACACACUGUUGUUAAAAAUGGGGGUGUUGUUGCAGUUAACAACAAUUUGGGGCAAACAUGGGUUAGGCAGCCAGGGCAGAUGGGGUUAAGGCCAGUCAAUAUUUUGGGAGUUGGUGCUGGGCAGCUGAGAAUGAGACAUGUGGUGACAGCAAAGCCAGAAGGCAGACAUACUGGAAUAUGGCCACCUGGGAUUAAUUCAAUUGGGAUUAGGCAGAUCAGUGUAAACCAGUCCCAAGGAAUACCACCUAUGGAGCAAACAAGGGAUCCCAGUGGUAUUCCAAAAGGAUAUAGAAUAGAAUCACCAAAGGAGGACAAGACAACUAGUGUUGUAAAUACCGUCAUUACCACAGACAUAAUUACUGCUGAAGCUGUUAAAACUAAUCAAUCUCCAAAGGAAGAGGUUAUGACAAAAAAACUGUUUAUGGAUGACAGUGAUCCAACUCAGAACACGCAUACUGAUACAGUUGAAGAACAGCAAGAUGUGAUCAGUAAAGCAUCAGAGCACGACCCAGCACUAAAUGAUGAGGAGCCAAGUGAGGUGGUCCAAGAGUAUCAAACACAAACAUCAGAAAAAUCUUCAAUUGCAAAUCUUGAAGAAGACAUUGUUAAAUCAUUACCCGGGUCAGAUGUACUGCAGACAUCAUUUGAGCAGUCUGAUACAGUGGUAGAGAAACUAGGAGAUACAAAAGAUGAAAUUGUGCCCGAUCAGUUGAAUAAAAUCACAGAAGCUCCAACAAACACAUUUACAGAUGUUGAAAGUCAAACAACAGAAGCCAAUGACCCUCAACAGAACAUAGAGGAAGAAGCUGAGGCUCCACAGGCAGGACAGCAGGAAAAUCUUGGUCCCACUGAAGGUUAUUCCAAGGAAGAUGUAUUUAUGGUCACAGAAAUGUCCUCCACAGAGGCUUUGCAACGUGGAUCAGAUGUCUCUGAUUUAGAUAAUACAGAUGUAAAGGAUGAAGAGACAUCAGCAUUUCAUCAAGGAGAGGAAGCCACUUCUACAUCAGACCACCUCAAAAUUGUAGAUGAUCAAAUACACGAUAGCACAGAAGAAAAUGUGUGCAGCCAGGAAGCAGCACCUCUGAAAGAGGAAGAAGUGGAAGAAGAAGGAGAACCCGUUCAGCUCAGCACAGUUGCAGCUCCAGAAGUCAGGAGUGCUGAAGUUGAGUCAGAAUCUCAAUCAAAUCAAGUCUCAGAGGAUCAAAGUGACAGGGACCUGGAGCAAGAUGUCAGUCCAGCAGAGGAAGUUGUUUCAGUCUUAGAAACAAAUCAGGUCGUUGCCACCUCUGAUAGUAUCCAGGCAGAAGAGAUUAUGGAGGAAAGAACAACUGUCACCAGUGAUACACAUGAGGAUGUUAAGGCUAAGCAGGAUCAAAUGUUAGAUUCUGAUGUGGAGCUUGAUACUGUGGAUGCUCAACUGUUAGCAACUGCUCCAAAUGAGAUUUCAAUGGACACUUUAAUUGUGUCUGAAGAGAGGUCCAUUCCUGAUCAGGAAGCAAUGCCAGAACUAGAGGCAGAUCGUAGUGAAGGGUUUCAGAUAGGUGAAGGUCAUGCACAAAGAGAUUUCGUUGAUGCUGAAGCAAGAACAUCAUUGCAAACUGGGAGCAUCAUUUUAGCCAACCAAGAAGAAGGAGAUCUGGGCGAUUCAAAUUUGAUAUCCGCAUCAGAGGAAAUUACCACUCAAGUACAAGCAGAGGCCUCUACUGUGCCAACCAUUUCAACAUUAGAGCAGCAUCUGCAGAUAGCAGAAGAUAAAGAUGAUGAUGAUCAACAGCAUAUAACGUCAGAAUCGGGAGAAGACAAGGAUCAAGUCAGUGCAGAUACAGACAGUGUAAGUGAUGGAGAAAAAGAAGGGAGCAUUGUGGAGGAAGGAGUCUCACAGCAAAGUUUCAGUACCUCUGAUGACCAAGAUGAAGACAUUGAAAGACAAGAUGGAUUGAGCACAAGUUCUCAAUUGGAGGAAAAUUUCAUCUCAGAUGACAACACCAGUAAUGAAGAGAAAGAUGAAGAUGCUGUGGAGGAAACUGUGCCACCGGUACAGCAAAAUAUAAGCUCUUCAGAUGACCAAGAUGAAAAGAGUGCAAAAGAGAAUGCAUCAAGCACUAGUUCUCAAGUUGAUGAUACAGUAAUGUCAGAUGAUAACAUAAAUGGUUCAGAAAAAGAGGAGGGAGAGACUCUGGAGGAUGUGACAUUACCCAUACAGCAAAAUGUUAGCAUCACACACUCCCAAGAUGAAGAGAUUGAAGGAGAAGAUGUAUCAGGAAGAAGUUCUUCAUUGCAGGAUGAGCUUGUCGCAGGUGACGACAUAGAUACUGUUGAGACAGAGGAUCAUAUUGCGGAGAAAGUGACAUCACCCAUACAGCCCCUUCUCAGUAUCACGAAUGAUCAAGAUGAAGAGAUUGGAAGACUAGAUGCAGGACAUGCGACUUCCACAGUGGAGGAUCAGCUCACCUCAGAAGAUAACGCAGGAGAUGGAGUGCAAGAGGUGUCACCUGUAGAGCAAACCCCUUUGAGCUCAGAUGAAGACAGUGAAAGAGAAUAUGCAUCCCACACAGUAUCUCAAGUGGAGACAAAACUAAUCUCAGAUGUUGAUGGAGAGAAAGAGGAGAUAGAGGCUGCAUCCAUACAUCAAAACAUUUGCAUUUCAGGUGACCAAGAUGAAGACAGUGAAGAAGAAGGUGCGCCAGGCACAAGUUCUCACAUACAGGAAGAAGGCAUCAAGUCUAACCAGCUUUCAGAGGAGGAAUCUCAGCCAUUAGACACUGAAUGUCUAUCAGCAAUGUCGAAGGUGACUGAUACUCAAGAAAUGCCUAGUGAAAUUACUACACAUCAAGUAAGGCAAGGGUUAGUCUCUUCUCAGACAGGUGAGAUACCUCUGGAUAUUGCUGAGAGGCACAUAUUGGUGAGGGAUGCUAACAUGGAGGGUUUGGAUGAUGUGGUCACAUCUUCAGGGGAACUGAUAUCAUCCAGGGUGGCAACAGGACAGGUUUAUAUGUCCAGUGAAAAUAAAGGGGUCAGUGGUAGCAUACUGGCAUCAGGACAGAGUGACGGUGGAGAUCUCACUUUGGAAAAAGGCAAUGUAGAGGCCACUUUUGACCCAGAAAUUACAGAGGGGUUAGAUGGAAGUACAACUCAUGCAUCUGGUCAGGUAUUACCAAUAUCUUCUUCAGAGAUUGAAGUGGUGGGCAAGACCAUAUCUUCGAUGCUGGAAACAGACCCAGGCUCUGCAGAGAUAGGAACUGCAAGUUUUAUUGCAACAAGUGAGGUAGCUGAGGAAGCUGGUGACCUUGCUCAGAAUGAGAGUGUGCACAUAACUGGAGAAGCAGCAGAAAUAGGCCCAAAUACCGUGGGAAAUGCUGGUUUGAUAGAUGUUGAGUCAAAAGCUUCCGAUUACUUGCAUGGGGCUGAGGCAAGUGGGGGUGAAGUGAGUCCUGAUCAAACAGUCAUUAGCCAAACUCGGAACAAAUUCAGAAGGAGUAAAAAGGACUCCAGCAAGAAACCUCAAAGUCCAAAAAGCCCCUCUGGAAAGUGUAAGCAACAGUGAUUGCUUUCAGUUUGAAGCCGCAUGAACAACUAUACAGUUACCCAUAGCGUUAAAUGUGGAAGUGGUAUGUUCCCAGUUGAAUUGGCAACUUUCUGCAUCAAAGAUCAUAUGAAUUACAUGGGUUUUGUGAAAGUAAAUUUUCCAAAAAUGGCAAGAGGGCUGUUAGAAGAUAUUGCACCCGCAAUAUGUGAGGCUUCUGUUUAGACCUUUGUCUUGUAUGUACUGGAUGCACUGAUUGCUGAGCUGAUUGAUCAGUAAGGCCUUUACAUCAGAUGAUUGCUUUGUGUUGCGGUGUUGAUGCUGUGUGGGGCAGACAGGCAGAGAGAAACGCAAGUCACAUGUGAAGGGCAACACACACUCAAAACACUCACCCCAUAUGUAAGUUAUCUAUAAUCUCAGACAUCCUGACCUAGACAGAUUGGAGCAGUGGAGCAGGAUACCACUCUGUUGUAGUUCCCAAUGUUGAUGUGUGUCAAAGUUGCAGGAAAGCACAAGUUUGUCACAGUAUCUCCUUGGAUUGGUGCAAUUCAGCUCCUGUACCUUGAAUCUGCGACCAGUGUUUUGCACUUGAGGGUUUUGUGCCACUAACUUUCCAGGGUCAAACCAUGGACUAAGCAUACUGAACACUCCAAAUAACACAAAGAGCUUCUGAACAUCAAUGCCCAGGAAUCAUUAAGUUAAAGCUGGCUGACUGCACCCACAACUUUUAUGUCAAACAGGUCUGUUGAUACUGUACUCCACAGGACAUGGACCGCGGAACGCAUCUGAACAAGGGGGGGCCAUAAUUUCAAGCCACGCGGAGGGGGUGGGGGGGCAUAUGCAUUGAAACAGACAAUAUUACUGAUGUAUUAAAUAACGUUGCGGAG
This is a messenger RNA of Epinephelus lanceolatus (giant grouper), 8049 nucleotides long. RefSeq lists its product as uncharacterized. Gene Ontology annotation, biological process: homophilic cell-cell adhesion. Lineage: Eukaryota; Metazoa; Chordata; Actinopteri; Perciformes; Serranidae. Gene Ontology annotation, cellular component: desmosome; plasma membrane. Gene Ontology annotation, molecular function: calcium ion binding. The record is from RefSeq and is a predicted model, not a curated record.